AUGAACAAUAUUAAAAACCUGGAAAAAUCACCACUUGAAUAUGCUAAGACAUACUCUCUCAUUGCUAGAGUGCUUGCCAUGAGAGAAGAAUUGGAUGUGGACGUGGAUGAAGAGACAAAUGAAAUAGAAACACCGACAAUAAAGUGUAUGUCACUGGUAGAGUCCGACAGAAGAAUAGUAAAACUUAAAAGAGUGACAUCAGAUGAACCAGUUAGCCCUGUAAAAAGAUCCAAACAGGAACACUCCAGUGAAUUACGUGUACAGAAGAGGAGUGUGCUUGAUGUGUUUGACUCUCAUUUCCAUCUGGAUCGUGCCACUACUAGAAUAUCUUGUGAUCCGACCACUAUUACCAUAGAGCGUUGGCUCGGAGAGCAAAUGGAAAGACCUCCAGUAGUGCCAGUAAAUAUAAAGGGUGGCCUGUUGAUAUUUUGCGACCCAGAAACAUAUCCGGAGACAGUUCCGUUUGAUUUAAAAUGGAAAGUGGCUAUUAGACUUCACCCGAAGAAAAUUUAUGAAGCAUCACCACAGUCGGUAGAUAUAUUUUUUGAGUAUGUUACCAACUCGCGUGUUUCAGCAGUAGGGAAGGUGGGGCUGGACAGCAGCAUGAAUCCUGGUAGGGCUAAUUUAGAUAGACAAGAACAGUUUUUAAAAGAAAUAACCGAAUGGAUUAGACCAACAAUGCCACUCAUUUUACAUAUUAGGAGUAAUAGAGAAGAUUUAUAUUCCAAAAACCUAUAUUACAGAGCUUUACAAAUUUUUAAACACCAUUGUCAUCCGGAUAAUUUUUUUUUUAUACUACACUGUUUUACAAGCGAUAAAGAGACAAUAACGUCAUGGCUUUCAAAAUCUAGAAAUACAUAUUUUGGAUUUACACACAUCAUAACAAGAUUUAACCAACAACAGAUUCAGGCUCUUCGUUACAUCCCUGUUAACAGACUACUGGCAGAAACUGAUGCACCUUACAUGCCACCGAGGGGGAUUCGAAAAAACACCCCAAUAUAUGUUGGAGAAGUGGUUGAAAAACUAGCAACACUGAGGUACGUUGACCUCAAGACAAUGGCAUUGGCAACCUUGGAGAAUGCCCAGAGAAUUUUUGUUUAA
Messenger RNA from Mytilus trossulus (common blue mussel), 1101 nucleotides. RefSeq lists its product as uncharacterized. Gene Ontology annotation, molecular function: hydrolase activity, acting on ester bonds. The transcript has a single exon. Lineage: Eukaryota; Metazoa; Mollusca; Bivalvia; Mytilida; Mytilidae. The record is from RefSeq and is a predicted model, not a curated record. The coding region runs from base 1 to 1101 and encodes 366 amino acids.